Molecule: messenger RNA, 1665 nt
Organism: Lepus europaeus (European hare)
Lineage: Eukaryota; Metazoa; Chordata; Mammalia; Lagomorpha; Leporidae
Gene: PATL2
Product: PAT1 homolog 2
Exons: 15
Coding region: 1-1665 (554 amino acids)
Biological process (GO): deadenylation-dependent decapping of nuclear-transcribed mRNA; P-body assembly
Cellular component (GO): P-body
Molecular function (GO): RNA binding
Source: RefSeq, a predicted model, not a curated record
AUGAAAUGCCUUGAAGGGCCAGGCCAAUCCUGUGGACCAUUGGUUCCUGAGGAAGAGCGGGUGUCUGUCUCCCAGCUGGAAGAAGAAGAGAAUGAAGAGGAAGUAGAGGAGGAGGCGGCGGCCGAGGAGGUGGAGGAUCCAGACCUGGCCCGGAGCCCAGAGGAGGAUGGGAAGGAAGAGAGUGACCCUGAGGAUCUGGCUGCAGUCCAUGCUGCCCAUAACACACAGAGGGGUCUGCCCAGCUACCCUGGAGUUAGGGCCCCUGGUGUUCUGGGAUUGCCACCUGCCUGCGUGCACUUGAUGGGGCAGACGGCUCUUCUCGCACCUCCCGGCUCCUCUCUUCCCCUGGAUCAUCUGUCGCCAAUCCCUUUGCAGCCUGCACGUCCCAGCGCCAGCCCGUCAGCACGGCAUUUUGGACCUCGACUGGCCACACCAGACCCAAUUCUCUGUGGCCCGCUGACCUCUUGUCCCCCCAGGUCCAGUCAUCUGACCCAGCUCCACCCUCAGCACCAGCGGAUCUUGGAGCAGCAGCAGAGUAGAACACCAAGUCCCCCAGCAAAGAAGCCCUGGUCUCAGCAGCCAGACCCCUAUGCUAACCUCAUGACCCGAAAAGAGAAGGACUGGGUGAUAAAAGUGCAGAUGGUUCAGCUGCAGACGGAGAACCCCCGCCUGGAUGACUAUUACUACCAGGAAUAUUAUCGGAAACUAGAGAAGAAGCAGGCAGACGAAGAGCUAUUGGGACAGAAGAACAGGGUUGAGUCUCUCAAGCUGGAAACGCCCUACACACAGAAGGCAGAGGUUUACGAGUCAGUGGUUCGAAUUGAGGGUUCUCUGGGCCAAGUAGCUGUGUCAACGUGUUUUAGCCCUCGCCGCGCUAUUGAUGCUGUACCCCAUGGAACUCAAGAGCAGGAUACUGGAGCUGCAAGCAGUCAAAGGCUUCACCUAUUGCACCGGAUUGAGAAGAUGUUCCUGCAGUUACUGGAGAUCGAGGAGGGCCAGAAGGAUGGGCCCUCACAGCCCUGCCGCUCUGAGCAGCACAGCAACCAGGUCGAGAAGCUCUUCCAGGCUCUAAAGACCCAGGAGCAGAACAACCUGGAGGAGGCAGCAGAUAGCAUCCUGCAGGUGCUCUCCGUGAGGAAGGGGAAAGCCCUGGUGGCCCGGCUGCUGCCCUUCCUGCCCCAGGAUCGGGCUGUCAGCCUUCUUCUGGCUAUCACCCGCCACCUGCCCCUUCUGGUCCGGAGGGACGUGACUGACCAGGCCCUACACAUGCUAUUCAAACCUCUGGGCAAAUGUAUCAGUCACUUAACCUUCCAUGAACUCCUCCGAGGACUUCAGGGACUCAUGUUGCUACCACCCGGCUCCUCGGAGCGACCACUCGCCAUGCUGCUUCAGAAUCAGUUUGGAAUAUCUUUGCUCUAUGCUCUGCUGAGUCAUGGGGAGCAGCUGGUAUCCCUGGAUUCUACUGUAGAGGAACCCAACGGUGACCAUACAAGUUGGACAGACAUGGUAGUUCUGAUUGCCUGGGAGAUAGCCCGAAUGCCUACAGCCUCUCUGGCAGAACCACUAGCCUUCCCCAGCAACCUACUUCCCCUGUUUUGUCACCACGUGGACAAACAAUUGGUUCAGCAGCUAGAAGCCAGGAUGGAGCUUGCCUGGAUCUACUGA